UGUAAAUGUUUUGACUCAGCGGUCUCUAUCUUCGCCCAGCCGGUUGUUGUUUUCUUCGAUCAGCUGAUCAGGUUGCCUCUCUUAGACUUUUCGUCAAUUAUUCGUGAAUAUGGCUUCUCUACGCUGUGCAACGAGACUCGCUUCGGUGUACAAACGAGGAAUUGGGGCCAGCUAUGGCUUGGCUUCCCACCAGCUUGCUCCAGCAUGGGGUGCUACGACAACACAAGUAAGGCUGAUGAGUGCCCUCAGUCCGGAGUUUGAGUCGGCUAAGGCCAGGCUUGGAACUCUGUCGGAAGACCCGGGCAACGAGGCCAAGCUGAAGAUCUACGCUCUGUUCAAGCAGGCCACCGUGGGGGCUGUGAAUACUAAGCGGCCGGGCAUGAUGGACUUUGUAGGCAGGGCCAAGUGGGACGCCUGGAAUAGCCUCGGCAACAUGACCCAGGAGGACGCACAGAAGAACUACAUUGCCUUUGUGAAUUCUCUGGCUGGGGCCGAGGAAGAGCAAGCCAAAGCACAAGCUGAAUCGGGUCAGAAAUAUAAGAACUUGUUUGUAACUUGCGAGAACGGGCUGAGGACCAUCACCCUAAACCGGCCAGCCAAGAUGAACGCUAUCACUGUGGAGAUGUACGAGGAAUGGAUUGCUGCCCUCAAGGAAGCUGCAGAUGACCCAGCCACAGUCAUCACAGUGACGACAGGAGCAGGCAACUACUACUGCUCGGGCAAUGACCUCUCAAACUUUGCCAAUAUUUCUCCGGAGAACAUGCACGAACACUCGAAAAAUGCUGGGGUUUUGCUCAAUAGGUUCGUGUCCGCAUUCAUCGAUUUCCCAAAGCCUCUCAUUGCAGUCAUCAACGGCCAUGCCAUUGGCGUGUCUGUCACCGUCUUGGGGCUUUACGAUGCUGUCUAUGCCACAGAUAAGGCAACUUUCAACACGCCGUUCAGUAACCUCGGCCAGUCCCCUGAAGGGUGCUCGUCCUAUACCUUCCCCAGGAUCAUGGGCCCCGGCAAGGCCAAUGAGAUGCUGCUCUUCAAUAAGAAGAUUACUGCCCACCAGGCUUGCGACCUAGGGCUGGUCACAGAGGUGUUCCCAGACGCCAGCUUGCAACAGGAGAUCUGGCCCAGAUUGCAGGCCUAUGCAAAACUGCCGGUUAAGUCUUUGGUUUAUUCAAAGGCCUUGACACGUGACAUGGAGAAGGAUGUGCUACGCAAGGUGAAUGACAUGGAAUGCGACCGGCUGGUUGAGCGCUGGACCUCGGACGAUUGCAUCAAGGCCAUCAUGAACUUCUUCAGUCGCAAGAAGUAAAUUGGUCGAUUUCAAGCACUUGCCUACCUGUAUCGACAAUGUCAGGAUAUCAGAAAAUAAUUAUGGAAAUAUAUAUGUUCUCCCAGUGCUUGUUAAUAAGUUUUGAUAUAGAUUUUUUACAAAAUCGUUACUGAAUAUAGUCAUUUUUAUUUUUAGCUUAUUAGCAAAUGUGCCUAUUCUUCUAGCUUAAUGUACAAUAUUAUGAAUAUUAAUGUAUAUUCUCACAACUUAAAACAAUAAAGGGAAGUUUGUUAUUGGCUUGAAUUCAUUAAAAAUCAGAGUGAAAGAAAUCUGAGAAACAUUUAAAAAGCAGGAGUAAGCAUUAUUUAAAAAUGUUACUUUUAAAACACUCAAAUUGUAUUUAAAAAAGUCUAAGAAUGGUAUUCAUUUCAUCAUAUUUUUGUAAAAGAAAGAAAAAAAAAAAACUAGAAUAACUGAAAACCCUGGUAAAUUUAAUGUCCUAAUGAGAACAGAAGCCUUGUUGCGUAAGUAGAAGAGAGUUGAGUAUUAAUAGUCAUUAGAAAUAGAUGAAAUAUUUGAAAUUUUUAUUUGUAUGGCAUGUUUUUAUUUUUUAUUUAUUUAUUUUUUUUGUUAUAAGCAUGUACCUUUGCACAGGCAAUUAUCAAUGCAAAUUCUUGUUAAAGCAAUUAUCAAUGCAAUUUACUGUAAAUAAACCUCUUGAUAACAAUAUAUAUUUUGGCAAAUGUUGUUAU
This is a messenger RNA of Penaeus monodon (black tiger shrimp), 2016 nucleotides long. RefSeq names its product enoyl-CoA delta isomerase 2-like. The record is from RefSeq and is a predicted model, not a curated record. NCBI's taxonomy places the organism in Eukaryota, Metazoa, Arthropoda, Malacostraca, Decapoda, Penaeidae. The coding region runs from base 110 to 1303 and encodes 397 amino acids. The transcript is spliced from 9 exons. Gene Ontology annotation, molecular function: fatty-acyl-CoA binding.